GAAAGCAAAGCGCUGGAUUCGCUCAUAAAGACCGCAAAACUGCAAAAGUCAACUCUGUGCCCCGCACAUUGUCCACACUCGACGUAGCACUCAAGGAUUUGCCAAUCAACAUGGUCAAGCACAUUUACCUCACACUGGCUGCUUUGCUCAUCAUGGCCUUGGCCGUGAGCUCAGCUCCCACUAAUAUGGAGCAUGAGGUGGAGGCUGUUAAGGACAGCGAAUUGAUAGUCUUGCGUAAAACGCGAGCGGAAAGCUCGAGCGUGGAGAGCGAUGAGGAAGCCGACGACGAUGAUGAUGAUGAUGAGGCAGAGCAAAAGAACGAUUCGGCUGCUGAUGAUGAUGAGGAAGAGGACGACGACGACGAUGAUGCAUCAUUCAUUCGCAGACGUCGCGAAGCAGCAUCUGAACCUGCCAAGGAAACCACUGAAGCUGAGGCUGCUUCCGAAGCACCCGCUGCACCAGUUGAGGAGCACAACGCUGUCGUAGAUCCUAGCGCAAGCGAGUUGCCCACCACCACCCGCAAGCCAGUGUUGGUGCUCAUACGUGAUGCACUCAAUAAGGUCACCACGGGGCUGCCCACCGAGCAGGUGACCAAUAAUGCGCUGCAAUAUUUCCAGCUCUUCCAGCACUUUAUUCAGCAGACCAUCGAGCAGGUGAUUGAUGCUGCCGAUGACGAUGAAGAUGAGGUGAGUCCAGCAACCACUGUAGAUGAGGACAAAAAGGAAGAGGAGGACAAGAAGGAGGAGGAGGAUAAGGUCACCGAAGUGCCUGAGAAGCAAACUGAAGAGGCUGCUCUUGUCGCCGAAGUUCCAGCUCCAGUUCCCGCUGACAACGAAGCAAAACCCGCAAAGCCCGCUGCAGCUAGCAAUGCAGUUUAAUGCGCUGCACAACAAAAAAAUACCUCAACUAUAUAUUUAAUUUAACUAUUUAUUGCUUAGUUUUUAAAUAUAAAAAAUACAUCGAAAAUUUUUCAAU
Messenger RNA from Drosophila nasuta, 975 nucleotides. RefSeq names its product nucleolin. NCBI's taxonomy places the organism in Eukaryota, Metazoa, Arthropoda, Insecta, Diptera, Drosophilidae. Bases 111 to 878 code for a protein of 255 amino acids. The transcript has 2 exons. The record is from RefSeq and is a predicted model, not a curated record.